This is a messenger RNA of Lingula anatina, 1288 nucleotides long. RefSeq names its product uridylate-specific endoribonuclease C-like. The record is from RefSeq and is a predicted model, not a curated record. Lineage: Eukaryota; Metazoa; Brachiopoda; Lingulata; Lingulida; Lingulidae. Gene Ontology annotation, molecular function: RNA endonuclease activity.
AUGUUCAAGGAGGGGUUUGUACCCACAUCCUCCCUCUCCGGAGACGGACACUCUAACUACAAGGCCAUCCGGUCGCAUAGGAUGUAUGGUGCUGAUAUAGCAAUAACAAAGAAGCUCUGUUCCGGCCGCUGCGGUGCUUCACUAGACCGUGCCCGCUCCUGUCAGUGUGACAGUGCCUGUCACAGAUACGACGAUUGCUGUGAAGACUAUGUGGAGUGCUGCCUGUGGUGUGGGUGCAAUAUUGAGUGUAACAGGAAAGGAAAUGGAAAUUGCAGUCCUCCAACUGACCCUGUCCCAAUCACUGAUGACGAGCUGUCACAACUUGCCGAGGGACUGUAUGUCGUGGACUCCAACAAAGCUGCUUCAAGUGACGUCAUUGUGGACGAAGGCGGAGCACGGUUGUUCUACUAUGUGAACGAGGCGUCGCUACUGCAGAGCCCAUCUUACUCACUGUUCCUUUCUCUUCUUGACAACUACAACCCGUAUAUUGGUCAGCUAGAGACCCUCAGCAGUGACGAGCUCUCCGAGAUUGAUCAGUAUCUGGAUUAUAUUUUGACCACGCCCGUUAUGGUGGCACUGAAAACAUGCCUGAAGCAAAAAGGAUACACUAGUUCCGAUUCUGCGUUCCGUGGUUUUCUCGAUGACCUGUGGUUCCAGCUGUACCCGCGGUCAUCCUCAGGCCCCGUGGACAGUAGCGGCUUCGAGCACGUGAUGGUCGGGGAGCUAAAGCCCUCGUCGGUCACCGGGUUUCACAACUGGUUCCGGUUUUAUCAGCUGGAGAAAGUGGGAAGCUUAACGUACAAAGGAUUCCGUUCGUCAGUGGAAACAUCGCCCCAAGUUCUCAAAGUCCGCCUGGAGUGGUUCGGGAAGAGUAGGUCCCAGUCCAGUUUCUUUCUAGGGACCUCUCCUGAGUACGACAUGGCUGUAUACACUGUGUGCGCACUGGCCAGGAAUAACAGCCGCUGUCCUAUCGUACUAGCCGGGAAGUCUGUAUCCAUCCAAACCUAUGACGUUGGACACAAAUCAGGCCUCCAGAUUGCCACCUCCUACCCCGCUAUAUAAUAGAAUCGUGAAGAUUUGUCGAUUUUUGGUCCUUUUGAUUUCAUUUGUUUGUGUCUAAAUUGGUUGGAAAUUUUAUCAAUCGCCUUCACUGUGAAAGAUUUCAAUCUGUAUUUUAGACUUUUAUCUGUCUUAAAACACAACAACACAACACCAAAAUUUAAACACCAUUCAAAUUUCAGUACAUAGUUAAAAGUUAUAUUUAUAAUAUGUGAACUGAUUCGUGGUC